This is a messenger RNA of Lactuca saligna, 402 nucleotides long. Lineage: Eukaryota; Viridiplantae; Streptophyta; Magnoliopsida; Asterales; Asteraceae. The record is from the annotation of a GenBank genome assembly.
AUGCAUUGCGGGGUGCUGAUGUGGCAUACCAUGCCACCUCAACUGAAAGUGGAAGGACUUUUAGUUUUAAGGAUGGGUAAAAGAAAAAGAGUUCGGUCGUCAGCUUCAUUGGGCUCCAAUACAUAUGACAAAUUAGAUCAAUUAGUGGAAAAUUUGUUGGUUUUAGGAUCCAAUCGGAAGUCGGUUGGAAAGUUUGGGUCUUCUGCACGGUUCCUUUUCAGUUGGUUGUCCAGAAUAGAUUCAUGGUUCCCGUUGCAAGUAUCUGAUUCAUCCACUAGCGAUCCUAUUUUUCCAGUGAAGCACCGAAGCUCAAGCAGUCUUUCACUAUUGUGUUUAUGGAAGCAAGUCAAAGUCAAAGAAAUGGACGAGAAUGAGCGAAUGCAAGACCUUGAUUUAAUUUAG